AUCGCGCUUGGCCCUGUAAUUCGCCAGCAUGAAACAACAAGCGGACUUUGUUUGAGAAGUCGUAACAUGAAGCGUAAGGCUGCAGAAGCGCUGCAGGAACUCAAUGGCAAUGGCCAUGCUCAGGUCAAGCGGCCGGCCACCGAAGCCAAUGGCGCAAAUGAUAUGCGCCCGCGCUUCGCCUCCGGACUCUUCUCAGACGAAACGGUAAAAAGCUACUCUUCCGCGUACGCAACUUCCGAACCCUACAGACAUGCCGUCGUCUCCGGCCUCAUCAACGACGACCUACUCCGCUCCGUUCGGAGUGAGAUCGUGGAGAACAUUCAUUUCACGCCCAAGGAAACGGACAUCUACAAGAUCCACCAAUCCGGUGACCUAGCGAACCUGGACGGCCUCGACCCGGCCGCUCUUGAGAAGUUGCCCAGUCUGUUGAAGCUGAGAGAUGCGCUAUACAGCCAGGACUUCCGGACAUGGAUCUCCCGCGUCUCCGGCGCGGGUCCGGUGAGUGGACGGAAGACGGAUAUGGCCGUUAAUCUCUACGUCCCUGGCUGCCAUCUUCUAUGCCACGAUGAUGUGAUUGGGAGUCGUAGGGUCAGCUAUAUCUUGUACUUGACUGAUCCGGACCGGCCUUGGCAGGCGGAAUGGGGCGGUGCGUUGCGGUUGUACGCUACCGAUAAGAUGAAAGGUGAGGAUGGGAAGAUGUAUAAGGUUCCGCGAUCGGAGUGGAGUAAAGUCAUUCCUCCUGCUUGGAACCAGCUUAGCUUUUUUGCUGUGCAGCCGGGGGAGAGUUUUCAUGAUGUGGAGGAAGUGUACCAUCCCGAGGUGCGCUGCUCAGACGACAGCGUCCACGACGGCCGAUUCCGGAUGGCGAUUUCAGGGUGGUAUCACAUUCCGCAAGAAGGCGAGGAAGGGUACGAAGCGGGUCUUGAGGAGCGGAUGGCGGAGAAGAGUAGUCUGCAGCAGCUGCAGGGCAAGGCUGAGCAGUUUGAUGAGCCGCAGAUGCACUGGCAGGAGCCGCUUGCGCUGCCUGGGGAGGAGAAGCAGGCGGAAGAAGACGAAGGCGAGCUUACUGAGGCCGAGCUCGACUUCCUGCUCCGGUUCAUGACACCUACCUACUUGACCCCCGAGACUGUAGACGAGCUCAACGACAUGUUCGCCGAAGAGUCGAUCCUGCAACUCAGUAACUUCCUCGGCGCGAAAUUCGCAGACUCCCUCCGCGAAGAACUCGCGCGACGGAAUGCAUCCGACUCCUCAGCCAACAUCUCCCGCCCGCCGCACAAACAUCGCUACCAGUACUCCCAGCUCCCGAACCCUGUGCAACCCCUGAGCUCCAGCCACCGCGAACAGAACGCAUACCUAGCGGUAUUUCACGAGCUACUCCCAAGCCUAGCUUUCCGUAAAUGGCUCUCGCUAGCGACAGGGCUGACACUGAAGCGCUGCUCGAUACUUGCGCGACGGUUCAGGGCCGGGUUGGACUAUCAGCUUGCGCAAGGCUACGAGGGCGAGCAGCCGCAGCUUGAGUUUACACUUUGCAUGACGAGUGGGAAAGGGUGGGGUGGCGAGGAGGAAGAUGGCGGCGCAGAGGCCGAGGCCCAGGCGGAGGCGGAGGCGGAUGUGAAUGGUGUGGCAGAGUCUGGUAGUAAAGGUAAAGGUAAAGCUAGUGUGACCGAGCACGGCGGUGUGGCGGAGAAUGAGGAGGAUAACGUGGGUGGGUAUGAAGUUUACAUGGCCGGCGACGAUGCCGAGGACGAAGAUGAAGGUCAAGGCGGCGAUGAUCACGACGACGGCGUCCCGGUGCCAACGAACAUACAGUCCUCCACGGGCGCUGGACAACGCCGCCAGGCUCGUUCGUCGAAGCGCGACAAAGCCGACCCAGCCGUCUACAAGUCCGCCGCAACCGAUGAAGAAGAUGAUGGGAUUUUGUUCAGCAACCCGGCCAGCUGGAACACGCUGAGUGUCGUGCUGAGGGAUAGAGGGACGUUGAAGUUUGUCAAGUACGUUAGUAAGAGGGCGCCGGGGGAUCGGUGGGACUUUACGGGGGCUUGGGAGGUGGAGGAUGGGGAUGAAGAUGAAGGUGAGGAGGUCGUGGAUGUGAUACCAUAAUUCUGGCAACUUUGGGUAUAUACAUGAGUCGUUUACUGCUACCUGAUGGGAUUGCUGGGGAUGUGGACGCCUGGCUGAGGCUGAGGAGCGUAUCGUGAAUGUAGCUUGUGUGUGUCGUAUGUUGCUUGUCAGUAGGUUUGUACCUCAUCAGCGGCACUACAAUUUCGGCCUGUACACCGAAGAGCGACAAUCUUCUGCAUUAGUACUGGAGA
This is a messenger RNA of Baudoinia panamericana UAMH 10762, 2312 nucleotides long. RefSeq lists its product as uncharacterized. Gene Ontology annotation, cellular component: cytoplasm. NCBI's taxonomy places the organism in Eukaryota, Fungi, Ascomycota, Dothideomycetes, Mycosphaerellales, Teratosphaeriaceae. The coding region runs from base 67 to 2100 and encodes 677 amino acids. The record is from RefSeq and is a predicted model, not a curated record. Gene Ontology annotation, molecular function: peptidyl-proline dioxygenase activity; iron ion binding; L-ascorbic acid binding. Gene Ontology annotation, biological process: peptidyl-proline hydroxylation; regulation of translational termination. The transcript has a single exon.